This is a messenger RNA of Gadus macrocephalus (Pacific cod), 6181 nucleotides long. RefSeq names its product calmodulin-regulated spectrin-associated protein 2-like. Gene Ontology annotation, molecular function: microtubule minus-end binding; spectrin binding; calmodulin binding. The transcript has 13 exons. The record is from RefSeq and is a predicted model, not a curated record. NCBI's taxonomy places the organism in Eukaryota, Metazoa, Chordata, Actinopteri, Gadiformes, Gadidae. The annotation marks the transcript as partial. Gene Ontology annotation, biological process: cytoplasmic microtubule organization; neuron projection development; negative regulation of microtubule depolymerization. Gene Ontology annotation, cellular component: microtubule minus-end.
CACUCCCCCGUCCUACAACCAGCUCGGACCACACCGCCGCAGACCUGGCAACCCGGGGGGCCGGCAUGUGGGGCAACACUCCACCGCACGGGGGGCAAAGGGAGCAACUACCUGGCUUUCAUGGCAGAGUUGUUCACGUCGUUUGAAGUGGACAAGCCUUCUUUCGUCAAGCCAAGAAUUCUGGACGGUGAAGGCACCGUGACUCCAUCCUCCUUACUGAAGAACAUUCCAGCGGUCCCCAUCUCCAAGGCAACCAAGAGAAGCUUCAUGGACAGAUCUCCAAGUCCUGAGAGACCAAGCUUACCCCUCCGCCCACAACCUCGCAACACAGGUGAAAUCAGGAGGUCCACCUCCAUGUCCUUCGUGGACGGCAACGUUGGAACCUGGCCUAAAGAGAAGAGGUCCGGGCCUUACGGAGUGUCCUUCGACAUCCCCUUCGACAAAAGCGACCCGGCACCGGCCUCCGAGCCACCCCCCCGCGGCAUGGUGCGGUCGGCCAGCACCGACGACGGCGCGGGCUUCAAGGUCCACCACAUGCCCCGCGGGAUGAAGCGCAACCUGUCCUUCCAGCCCGUCCACGGCCAGAACCUGGGCAUCGAGGAGGAGGAGGGCUGCCCGGAGAGCCUGGCCGCCCGGGAGGCCGAGGUCCGUCCCACCACGGGCCGGGCCUACCCCAACGGGCACGGCGACGCGGCCUCCCUCCCGUCCGGCGGCGGCCCUUCCAUGGAGGACGCCCUGCGGAUGAUCAGCCCCGGCCGGCCCGCCACCGAGGGCACCAACAGCGGCUUCUUCCUGCACGGCCCCGCGGGCCUGGGGGCCCCGCUGGACCCCGUGUCCGAGUCGGAGUUCAAGGGGCCCCCGAGCUCGUCGGACGACGACACGGAGAUGGACACGGGCGUCCAGGUGCGCACGGAGGACGCGCUGGACGAGGACUCGUCGCUGAGGGACUGCUCGGUGAACCUGGAGCUGGAGCUGGACACGCCCAGCCCCAGCGGCAGCGCCGGCUACGGCCGCUCGCCCUCCGCCGCCGUGAGGAUGACCAGCUUCGCCGAGCAGAAGCAGAAGAAGCUCCAGCCCUCGGCGCCCGACUCGGGGCGGGGCAGCAGCAGCUCGCUCAAGACCACGCCGGAGGGCUCGGAGCUGGGGCUGCCGCUGUCCGUCACCUGGGGCCCCAGCCCCAAGCACAGCCCCGUCCGCAAGCACAGCCCCCCCCCGCCCCCGGCCGCCAAGGCGCCGCCGGCGGUCCCGCUGCGGGUGGCGCCCGUGGACCCCGCCCAGGCCAUGGCCACGGAGAUGGUGGAGCUCCGCAUGCGGCUGGAGGAGAAGCGGAAGGCCAUCGAGGCGCAGAAGAAGAAGGUGGAGGCGGCGUUCACGCGGCACCGCCAGCGGACGGGCCGCUCGGCGUUCCUCGACGUGGUGAAGAGGCGGGGCGACGGCGCCGCCGAGGAGGGCGGGAAGGCGGAGGACGGGGGCAAGGCGGAGGGCCCGAGCCCCGCCCUCCGCGCGGGGGGGAGGAGCGUGGCGGACACGCCGGACGGCGCCGAGCAAGGCGGCAGGGAAGAGGGCGGCGGGCCGCCGGUCGCGGGCCAGCCGACGGAGGUGGACCUGACGGAGUACACGCGCUCCAUCGACAAGCUCAACCACUCGCUGGGCUUCCUGCAGACGGAGAUGCAGCGGUUGGCCCAGCAGCAGGAGGUGAUCAUGGCCAUGAGGGAGCAGAAGCACCAGCAAUCGUGGCUGAUCCCCGCGCCGCACGCAAACCCCGCCCAGCAGAACCCCGGUCGGGUCGGCGGGGCCGGGACCAGAUCCUCCGGACCCUCCUCUCCGGUCGACUCCCCCCGCGUCGCCCACCGAUCCCCCACCAGCAUCAGACGCAAAUCGGCCUCUUUCCAUUCCCGUAACCCCCGCACCCCCCGCCCCAGCGAGCUGAAGCUAGCCCCCUACAACCGGGUCCUCGCCGCACCCCAGUCCGUGGACAGCAUCCCCCGCCUGCGGAGGUUCUCUCCCUGCCAGCCCCUGGCCCACUCCUUUGUGUACAUGGGGGAGAACCCAGCGAGGGCCAACCCAGAGACGGACCCUCAAGACGGGGACGGGAACGAGGAGGACCCCUUGCUCUCCCUGGAAAGCGAGGGGCCACACACCACCACCUCCUCCUCCGCCAAAGUCGCCCGUAAACUCGGCAACGUCAAACAGUGGGAGGUCGACGCGAACAUGGAGGUCUCCGGGAUGCCGGCAUGGGACCAAGAGACGGACGCGGCCCUGAAGCCCACGGUGGACACGUCCGUCUCCGAGGUCCUGUCCCAUCCGGUGCUGGAGUCCUUCACGGUGACGCCCACGGAGAGCCCGCCCCAGCUCGGUCAGGCCAAGGGCAGCCUCGUGGAGGUGCCCCUGCUGACAGAGACAGAGGGAGAGGCUCUGGAGGAGAGGGACGAGGGCGGGGCCGGCCUGGACGACGAUCAGACCGCGUGCCGGGGGUUCUUCUUCAAGGAGGAGAGCAAGGGUGAGGACAACAUGGCCCAGAAGAGAGCGGCGCUGCUGGAGAAGAGGAUGAGGAGGGAGAAGGAGAGCCAGAUGAAGAAGGUGCAGCAGGAGGCGGAUCUGGAGCAGAAGAAGGAGGAGGCUCGGCUGAAGGCGGAGGAGGAGCGGCUGCGGAAGGAGGAGGACAAGGCCCGCAAGGAGUUCAUCAAGCAGGAGCACCUGAGGAGGAAGCAGCUCAAGCUCAUGGAGGACAUGGACCAGGUCAUCAAGCCACGCCCCUCCAGCCUGGGCCGCCAGCGCCGCAGCCGGCCCAAGUCCAUCCACCGAGAGAGCCAUGACUCGCCCAGAACCCCCGUCAGGGCCGCAGUGUCCAGCCUGUCCCUGGCGUCCCUCUCCCUGGGAGACGCAGACAGCAGCCAGCCGGACAAGAGAGGCCCCAGAAGCGCUAGCUUAGCCUCUGGCAGCCUCUUGCACUUUCUGAGCUCUCCUAAGCGCCGGAGGAGAAGGCCUGACUCGGCAGAUGGCUUCCUCUCUCCAAGUCGAUCGAACAGCAGGAACGGGGAGAAGGACUGGGAGAACGCCUCCACCACCUCCUCCGUCACCUCCUUCACUGAGUACACCGGGCCGAAGCUGUACAAGGAGCCUAGCUCCAAGUCCAACAAGCACAUCAUCCAGAACGCCCUGGCCCACUGCUGCCUGGCCGGCAAGGUCAACGAGGGCCAGAAGAACAAGAUACUGGAGCAAAUGGAGAAGUGCGAGGCCAACAGCUUCCUGGUCCUGUUCCGGGACGCGGGCUGCCAGUUCCGCUCGCUCUACACCUACUGCCCCGACACCGACGACAUCACCAAGCUGACGGGCAUCGGGCCCAAGAGCAUCAACCGCAAGAUGAUCGAGGGGCUCUUCAAGUACAACUCGGACAAGAAGCAGUUCAGCCAGAUCCCGGCCAAGACCAUGUCCGCCAGCGUGGACGCCCUCACCAUCCACGGCCACCUCUGGCAGACCAAGAAACCCCCCACGCCCAAGAAAGUGGUACCUCCCGCUAAGUCCUAAUGGACACUCUGAAGGACUGAGCUAAAGAGUGAUGCGUCUGCGCUGGAUCGAGACCCCCUGGAGGUAUGCGGUGGGUAGGGGUACAGCGGUCGGUACUCGUGUUUGUAAUGAGCCGUGAUUCUGGGUGUUAAGGACUUUCAAAUGGAUUUCUACCCAUGAAGAAUUCGGUGACAUCUGCUGAUCUUUAAUAAUUAAAAGACAAUGUUUUCAUGUUGACAUCUAAUACUGGUGAACCUCCUCCAAAUGACUGACCAUAAAAUAAUAAAUAACCGAAAAAUGUAGAAGGAUAAACAAGGCAUUCAAUGGCCAUGUUUGAUACGGUGGUUACAUUUUUUGGAGAGCUGCAUUAUGGGUCGUUGGAGGUGCAUUACGGUCCACGCAGGUGAGUUAGACUCACCGUGUUCCUCCAGGGAUAUUCCACACAGAAGUAUAAAUCAGCCUUGAAGCUAGACACAACGCAACCACGCCCUCCUCAGACAGAACCUGAUCUUCGUUUCAAUUUGCACUUCACGCUACAUCUCCAUGACGAUUCCAACACCUGCAAAGGCCAGUUUGUUGAGCGGUAUUAUGUUUUGUGCUUUUGACUUUAAUCAAUCCUGUUACAUUCCUUUCGUUUUGUUUUAGGUUUUUUUUUUAAACAAAGUUCCAGAGUAGAAGGAACAGGACUCAGAAUAACUGGAAUGUAUUAUGGCACUAUUUAAAAAACGUCAUGUAAAUGUUGAGCACUAAUAUGUGUUUGUAGAAGUGGUUUAAUUUGAGUCAAUCGUUUUGACUGUGUAACUUGCCAUUUUUAGGUUUUUGCUUAUUCUUCCUCAGAUGUGCCAAAAGUUAACAAACUUACAGCUAGAGACCGUUUGAAUGAUCAGCAGUUUCCUUUGAUAAUAUAAAGCACUGAAUGUUUUUUUUACAUCCAUGUACAUACAACUUUUUGUUCAUGUAAAUCUGUUUAUUUGUGGCCUCAUUUUUGUUUUAGUUUUUAUUAAGGAUUAUGUCAGUGCAAAGAGUUGAACGUUAUGAGACAUAUGCCAUACACUACCAUACACAAGACGUUUUGUACAUAUGAAGAAAAAAAAAAUCCCACUUUUAUACGUGGGUAAAACACUUUCUAUAGUUAAGGUACUUAAAACAACAAGGGCCAAAAAGAUAUGAUAGCAUACAGCUAGUAGUGUCAGCCACACAGUAUGUGUGAGUGUCCUCAAAUCAGAGCGGUUUAAGCUUUCUAUAAACUCCUACUUAAGUCACUCAACAGACCGUGGUUUCUAAUUUCAGAAAACGUGGUUCUCGACCUGGCAAAGUCGAACGGGAUUCAUUUUAGAAAAAGAAAGACGUUUUUAUAAUGAAUUUAUUCAUAUUCCAAUAUUCCUCUGUCGUGUUUGUAAUCUUGUUACAUUAACUGACUUUUUUAAAUAUGGGCAAAUUAAUAUUUUACCGCCUCAACAUACAGCUGCAUGAAUAAAAAAAGGGAACAAGCAUUUGCAUGUUUACCGUUACACGGAAUUCUGGGUGGUGAUCUCUCAGGGGUUAUGGGAGCUCCAAUUUUAAGAGUUUUAAGCAGCUGAUGCUUUGCAGAGUUGUCAAUCUCCUAAAACAGUUAGCGGUGAUGCAAAUUUCUUGUUUCAGAUGCUAUACCAACUGCACACCUUAGAAGGAUUAGGGAAUGUUUAAGAUAACCUGCGUUCCUGUCCUGGCUUAUUGGUGUCACCUACAGCAUUCCUAGUCAGCAAAUCUGGAAUUAAAAUAACAGAAAUUGAAUCAGCUAUUUGUAUUCAUUGCUGUAGUAUUAUUCAUUACAGUAUUAAGCAACAACAGUUUAAAAAUUGAAAGCACUUUUAAAAUGAUGAUUAAUUCAACUUGAAAAGUCCCAAUUCUCAAGAUGCAUUAAUAUGGGGUGCUUUACAUUUUUCACAAGAAGCCAUGGUAUAAAUUAUUUGAAUCACUUUAUGGAUCAUUGUAAAGAUAAUUUAAACUAGAUCCUCUAUUAACAUCGAAGGUUUCAUGGUAGCUUCACGGAAACAAAAGCCACUGUUUACAUAUUGAAAGUAUUUGGAAACUUUUAAGAUAUCUUGACCUAUGUUUGUCUUUUUUAAAUUAUUCUAUUUUAUCUUGUCUUGUUUAUCAAACAUUCUCCUUAAAGCUUAUUUGGUGGUGAAUGUUCUAUCGAAAAAAUCCUACAAUGGAGAAUAUUCAAAAUUAUAACCCAAACAAGGUUACACGAAUAGUGUCCAAGGUAACACUAUUGGAAACUGACCCAAAUAACACAAAAUGAUAUGUAAAAAGUUUUAAAAAAGUACAUAUUUUCUAAUUGAAUGAGCUUGCUCAAAAUAUUGAAGGGCCAAAUAAGGCUCGGUAUUCGAUGCAGUUUGAGGUUUUUUACUCUUUUAUCUAUAUGACGCUCCUGACAAAAAAAAAAAGGCUAAAUCAUUUAAGAUUCAAAUUUCUAUGUAUGUCCUAUUACUGCUUUUUCUUAAUAAAUCCAUUACUGAGGGAAUGUUAAUUUUCAGAAUGAAAUUGUAUUAAGAAUGACUUUGUGCUGUUUUUCCGUAAGCAUUUAGAAUACACGUGUUUGUUGGAUGCUGUAGGCCUACUUACUGCUGGAAAAAUGGUUUGCUUUUGCUUUUCUCCUUUUCCAUUAAACUAAGCAUGACCUCAGUCA